This is a messenger RNA of Stegastes partitus (bicolor damselfish), 3900 nucleotides long. It is a transcript of the gene plcd3a, whose product is annotated as phospholipase C, delta 3a. Gene Ontology annotation, molecular function: phosphatidylinositol-4,5-bisphosphate phospholipase C activity; calcium ion binding. Gene Ontology annotation, cellular component: plasma membrane. The record is from RefSeq and is a predicted model, not a curated record. Lineage: Eukaryota; Metazoa; Chordata; Actinopteri; Pomacentridae. The transcript is spliced from 17 exons. Gene Ontology annotation, biological process: intracellular signal transduction; lipid metabolic process. The coding region runs from base 490 to 2862 and encodes 790 amino acids.
UGAAGCCGCCGCUGCGAUCACACUCUCGAGCCCCUCGUUGUUGAAGGGGGCCUCUGCACCUCACCUGGAUGAUAAAAAAAAAAAAGAUUUCUGCUGUUUAGAUGUUUCCCCUGAUCAAGAAGAAAAAUGGACACCAAUAGUAAACACUUGGGGACUUCACCAUCCCUGCUUCGUGGGUUUGUUUGUUGGAGAAGGAGGAGAAGGAGGGCGCCUGGAGUGUGCGCUCUUGUUUGGAGUCAGAUUACGCACAGCCAUGGAGAGCAGCGCAGCGCCGGGGAGGGACUUCAUACAUGUGGAAAAGGAAUAACUGUUGCGCUCGGCUCUCUCUCUCUCUCUCCCUCCCUCUCUCUCUCUUCUUCUCUCUCUCUCUCUCUCUCUGAGCUCUCGGGGUCUUUCUGGGGCAGCUCAAAAACACCUGCAACCCUCAGAGUGGUAAAUGUGCAACCUGCGAGCUUUUUCUUUCGCUGAAGUUUUCGCAAGUUUUGAACUAUGUUGGGAAGCGCCAAGUCGCCGAGCGCCAGUGCCAGGGAGCAGGGCAGGAAGGUGGCCGAGAAGACGACGGAUCCCAUCAAGAGACUCGGUCUUCUGGACAACGAGGACGUCCGUGUGAUGAUGGAGGGCUCCGACAUGGUGAAGGUUCGCUCCUCGAGGUGGCAGAAGAGCCGACACCUUCGGCUGCUGGAGGACGGACUCACGGUGUGGUGCGAAUCCACCAAGAGCUCCCGCAAAGCCAAAGCACAACAGACGUUCGCAGUGACGGAGGUGGAGUGCAUUCGCGAGGGAUGCCAGUCGGAGGCUCUGCGGCGGCUGUCCGGCUCGGUGCCAGAGACCCGGUGCUUCACCGUGGUGUUCAGGGGAGCCAGGAAGAGCCUGGACCUGCUGUGCCACUGCGAGGACGAGGCCCUGCGCUGGGUACGAGGCCUCCGCUUGUUAAAGGAGCGUGUGGCCAACAUGACUCAGAAGGAAAAACUGGACCACUGGAUCCGAGGCUACCUGAGGCGAGCAGAUCAGAACCAGGACGGCAAAAUGAGCUACGAUGAAGUCAAACGGCUGCUGCAGAUGAUCAACAUCGACCUGAGCGAGCAGUACGCCCGCAAUUUAUUCAAGCGGUGUGACCGAUCAGGUGACGACCGCCUGGACCACAUAGAGAUCGAAGAGUUCUGCAGGGAGCUGCUGCGGCGGCCCGAGCUGGACUCUGUGUUCAGACACUACUCGAGUAAUGGCUGUGUUCUCUCCACUGCUGAGCUGCGAGACUUCCUGGGAGACCAAGGAGAAGACGCCUCGCUGAAUCAUGCUCAGAGCCUCAUUCGCACCUACGAGCUCAAUGACUGGGCUCAGCAGAACCAGUUCAUGACACAGAACGGUUUCACCAUGUACAUGCUGUCCCAGGAGAAUGACGUCUUCAACCCCGACCACGCCAGAGUCUACCAGGACAUGAGCCGCCCUCUGGCCCACUACUUCAUCUGCUCGUCGCACAACACCUACCUUACCAAGGACCAAGUGACCAGCGCCAGCAGCACAGAGCCCUACAUCCGGGCUCUGAAUCAGGGCUGCCGCUGUGUGGAGCUGGACUGCUGGGAUGGAGAUAAAGGUGAACCCGUCAUCUACCACGGCCACACGCUCACCUCCAAAGUCACCUUCCAGGAGGUCAUCGAAACCAUCGCCCAGUACGCCUUCAAGGCGUCCCCAUACCCUCUAAUCCUGUCCUUGGAGAACCACUGUUCUGUGGAGCAGCAGGCCGUCAUGGCCAAACACCUCCGCACCAUCCUGGGCAAAAAACUGCUCACCAAACCUCUGAGCGAGCAGUCGCUGAAGGAGAUGCCUUCUCCCGAAGAGCUCAAGGGACGGAUUCUGGUGAAAGGGAAGAAGCACACUCCUCACCUGGGUCAGCUGGGCAAGACCAGCAGCUCUGCCAGCUUCUCCUCCAGCUCUGACGAUGAGCUCGCGAGCAGCAAUAAGAACACGCCCAAGAAAGAUCCCGCAAAGGUCUGUUCCAAACUGAGCCCCGAGCUGUCGGAGCUGGUGGUGUACUGCAGGAGCGUCCACUUUCGCGGGUUUGAAAAUGUGUCUGACAUACCACCAAAUGAAAUGUCUUCCUUCUGUGAAAACGAUGCCCUGCGGCUCAUCAAAGAUUCGGGGAAGCUUUUUGUAAGACACAACAGCAGGCAGCUGAGCCGGAUCUACCCCUCUGGCCAGCGCCUCCAAUCAUCCAACUAUGAUCCUCAGGAAAUGUGGAACGGCGGCUGCCAGAUGGUGGCUCUAAACUUCCAGACACCCGGGGAGCAGAUGGACCUCAACCAGGGUCGAUUUCUCCCCAACGGUCGCUGCGGGUACGUCCUCAAACCCAGCUUCUUGUGCAGCACAGCUUCCAACUUUAACCCGGAGAACACGGGAGGAGGCCCCGGUCACAUCCCCACCCAGCUGACCAUACGAAUAAUAUCUGCACAGCAGCUGCCAAAGAUCAACACAGAGAAAGCGAGCUCCAUUGUGGACCCACAAGUGUGGGUGGAAAUCCACGGGGUGGCGAUUGAUAACGCAAGAAACAAAACCCAGCGUAUCGACAACAACGGCUUCAACCCGCAAUGGAACUGCACCCUGAGCUUCCAGCUGCAGGUCCCUGAACUGGCCCUGGUGCGCUUCGUGGUGGAGGACCACGAUCACGCGGCCAAGAACGACUUUGUGGGGCAGUUCACUUUACCGUUCACAAGCCUGCGCACAGGUUAUCGGCACGUUCACUUACUGAAGGCAGACGGGUCCAGUUUGUCCCCCGCCACGCUCUUCAUCCAUGUCAAAGUGAGCCGGAAAGGAGUUCCUAUUAAAACUGUAUCUGAGCGAAUGGCGGCCGCUAAAAGAAAGGCGUGACGAACCAAAUUGAAGGCUGAAUUUUUCUGACAGUGAAGGGCUUUGGAAGAAGAAAAGAAGCUCUAAAUUUGAGGAGAGAAGAACCACUGCUGCCAGCCGGUCUCUAAGUCCAGAUCUUAAGUGGUCCAGUUUACCCUCAGUGCAGGAAGAAUGAUGUUGCUUAGUGGAGAUGAAGGAGCAUCAGUGCUGUGUGACACUUUAAAACAAUUCAUUUUAAUGUUAUUAACUCUCUUAGAGCAAAGACGUAUUAUUUUAUCAUUUCAAUUUUUGGAUUUUGAGAACGAUUUUUAACAUUUUUACACUCAAGUAUUUGGUUUUUAACUUAAACAAGGGCACUUUCUUAAUCUCAUGAGUGCUUUAAGUAGGAGACCAAGCAGCUGUGAUUAAAAAAAAAAAAAGAAAUAUGGCUUUUUUUAAGCACUAACUGUGAUUUAAUACAGAUCUAAUUAUGUUCCAGUGACUGCCACAGGUUGUAUUGUCCGUUAACAAAUACCGAAAGGUUUAUUCAGCUAGUCUUACUUGAAACUCUGGAGAUUUUGGCACUUUUAUAUCACAACAGUUCAUCUUUUAAAUGAACUUGAACUAGAGACAGUAUUAUUGGCAGACUGACGUUUACUAAUGAUACUUAUGAUUAUUGUAUUUGCCUAAGCAUCAUCUCACUCAUGUUAAGACAUAAGGUGUUAAGUUAAAUCGUGUUUGAAGAUUUCUGCAUGCAGGCUGCUUUAAUCUCAUCUUUUAACAACCCUGUGCAAUUAUUUUUUUGUUGCCAACUCUGGUCCUUACGUUCAGACGGUUUAGCGCUUAUUGCAGCCGUCUAAUACAAGCACCAAUUACUGGAGGCUGCACUUUAAUCAUUUGAUGCUCAUACAGGUAAUAAAAUGCUUCUGUAAUGGAAGGUGACGCGCACAGACCGCUGUGAUUACAGUUUAUACGAUCAAGAUGGAUUUUCAGUAAAGCGAGACGUUGCAGUGUUAAAGCCUGUUUUGUGUGAAUGUGAUAAGAGAAAAAUGCUGUUUUUAUAAAGCACUAAUAACACAA